This is a messenger RNA of Alternaria postmessia, 510 nucleotides long. RefSeq lists its product as uncharacterized. The transcript is spliced from 2 exons. The record is from RefSeq and is a predicted model, not a curated record. Lineage: Eukaryota; Fungi; Ascomycota; Dothideomycetes; Pleosporales; Pleosporaceae. Bases 1 to 510 code for a protein of 169 amino acids.
AUGAGCCAGAACCAGAACCCCGAUGCCGUCAGCGAUGGACGUGAGUUUGCUGGACACGUCAAGCCCAGUGAGCCCCUUAUGAGUAGUGGUCAUCAACCCGGAAAGCUAGUUGGUAACGAUGCCGUCCCCGAGUUUCACGCACAAACACUUCCCGCCGGCACCGCCCCAGCUUCUAAGACCUUCCAACCCAACCCCGACCUCAACAACCAAAAGAUGUACCAUCAAGCCUCCGAUACUCUCCAAGGCGCCACCUCAGGUGAUGUUCACACCGGUCUCGGCCACCCAGGUCAAGGUCAGACUUCGCAAGAGCUUCACGAUGGAUCGAGGAAGGGUCAAGGCCUGACUGGUCUAGCUGGCAACGUCAAAGACCAGCAAACUGGUGGUUCUAUCGAGACACUGAAGGAUGACCCUACACACGCUGCUCAGAGGAAUCUCGACGACGUGCCUACCGGUCAGAGGGGUAACACUGGUGGAGCUCCUGCCCAGGAGCGAGAGCCUUCAUCAGCAUAG